This is a messenger RNA of Carassius auratus (goldfish), 11596 nucleotides long. RefSeq lists its product as uncharacterized. The transcript is spliced from 3 exons. The record is from RefSeq and is a predicted model, not a curated record. The coding region runs from base 164 to 11596 and encodes 3810 amino acids. Lineage: Eukaryota; Metazoa; Chordata; Actinopteri; Cypriniformes; Cyprinidae.
AAUGCAAUUUGUGUCAAUAACACAGGAAGUUGAGGGUAGCAGCAAAAAGGAAGCUGCUUGAACAGAGCCUCCUUCAAAAGAGAAACACAGACAACUAAAACUGCGCUGUUAAAACACCCAGGACUGCAAAGUGAAUGGAUCCCUGAAAGGGACAUCAGAAGUCAUGUCAGGCAAAAGAUCCAAGAAGAACCAGAGACCUGGUUCAUCUCGACGAGGACCUGAAGUUCUUAACAGCAAUAUCGAGAAAGAUGAUGAACAGUUUCAGCAAAUUGCAGAGUCUGAGGAUGGGCGAAAUGAAUUUCACACCUCCACUGAAUACCAUUCAACCCAGUUUGAUCAUCCACCAAGCUCAAGCACUGAUCAGCAAACAUCUGCAUUAGAAUGUCCUCCACAUGCAAGGGGUCACAAGGAUUCACUCAUGGAGAAUAAACUGCCAGAGCAGAAAAGAAAAAUGGGAUCAACUCGCAAGAGAAUUGGUAGGAUUAAAGAUGAAAGAAAACUUGAUGAAAUCAAGAGAACUGGAGAGUUUGAUGAAGAAUAUGUAACUCAACCAAACACAUCAACCACUGAGGAACAACAUGCUUCUCUAACAGAAGAAGAACAAUCAAGGUCAAUGAGUUUUCCUUCUGAUUUAAACCUUCAGACAAAAAGUUCUGAAUUGAGAAAGGAGCCUGGAACAACUCUUAUGCUUGGGGUUUUAGAAAAUGAAGAAAAAGAUACAAUCCACUAUCAAGAAAUAACCUUUAAUUCACAUGAGGUUUUAAGGGAUAUUCCUAUAGAUGAGAAAAUGGUGCCAUCUGUCCAUUCUAUUGCUGUCACUGUAGCUGAAAGUGAUUUGCUGCAGAAGGAUUCAGUCAUGUUUGAUGAACCUAGUUGCCAAGAUAUCCCAAUAGCCAGUACCUCUAGACAAAAAAGAAGGAUUUGCUCAACCCGCAGGCCUCUCGGAGAGAAAAACAGGGAAAAUGUAGGUGUGCAAGAACAUUCAAGUAACAUAAGAGAGAAUAAAAGUAAAGCAGAAGUUCUAGGCGAAGCAAAGUUCCCCAUGUCAGAAGAGAUGGAGCAAACAUGGGAUGGUGUGGCAAGAGAUGUUUCAUUGUCCCACACAGAAUCAGCGUUGGUUUUAAAUCAGUCACUUUUGGCUGAGAGAGCUGAGCUGAAAGAGCCUGAUGUUUCGGCAGGAACUGAAACUAUGAACAAAUCAGUUACUUUUCCCCUUGUUGAUUCAGAAAAGCCCCUACCCGAAACAUCUAGCCAACAUGGGACUCCAUCACUCAACGAGGGAUUUGAUUUUAAUUUUGGUUCACACACUGGGGAUUUUGUAAACAAAGUUUGGAAAGAGGCAGAAAGUGAUUUAAGUGAUAACAGCCAAUGUGUGCUUAAUACAAGUAAAGAUACAAACACAUCUUACAACUUUACAGAUGUAAACACAGAAGCCAAGGAGAAGGUUCUAAAACAGAAAGAGGAACUUUCUAUAAAUUAUCAAAUGAGUGAUUUAUUACCAAAGCAAGAUGCGCAAUUAGAGGAACUUGAGUUAAACUAUCAAGAAUAUUCUUUAAGCCAGCAUGACAUAGCUACUCUUGAUAAUAACUGUGGUUGUUCUAUGGCUCAACUUAAAGUAGGAGGAAGUAGAAGUUUUAAUGUGCCUGUGACUAAUAUUAGCCAUGCAGAACCCACAGCAACCAAUUUACCACAUGAGAUGAGUGAUGCUUUUGAUGAAAAGCAAGAGAUUCAAGUGGAAAUAAAACAAGAAAGUAAUGUUUGUGAUUUUACUUUAGUAACAUGUGAUACUCUGACUGAUUUAGAAUGUAUUAUGGAAGAAAAUGAAGACCCCCAGAUUUUAGCUGCGAGCGAAAAUGAAAAUACGAGCAAUCAAAGAGGAUCUGAAACAGACAAUGCAUUGAAAAUUACAGACCAGCAUGAUGUGAGAGAUCACAAUGUAAUACAAACAAUAAUGGAUGUAAGAGAUAAUGAAAAAGACGCAGAAACAAGCACUGAGACCAUUUGGAUUUCACAUCAGAAACCAUGUGAAGUUCCAGCUGAAAAAGAGGAGCUAAAUAGAGAACAAGAGCAAUAUUCAUCGAAUAUAUCUCGAACACAGAGUCCACUACAAGAUGCUGCUGGCAAGAUGCUAGAAACUGAUGAGGUUAGAAAAGGCAGAAAAGAUACUGAGAAUGCUGCAAGUAAUGAUGUGACCACAAAGUCAGAGGAAAUGUUUAGUUUUAAACUCUCAGCAACAGUUAGAGGAUCUCACGCACACCAACAGCUUUUCAUGCAAUAUCCUGAUAAAGAAGGCUAUGACUCGCAUGAAAAUGUGAAUGAGAAAAGUGAAGAGGAAGGAAUACUUGUCAGUGUAGAAUCUGAAAAUGCAUCUUUUGAUAGAGGCGAUGGGAAAAGUGAAGGAACUAAGGUGGAUGCAGAGCCCGUUGUGAUGUCAAAUGUGGAAGCUGUGUAUAAUGAUAGUGAAUCAGCAAACCCAGAGCAAAACAGAGAAUUGGCACUGAAAGUAUCUACAAAUGCUGAGAAAGAGGUUUCAGGGGAAAGAGACACAAUUGUCAUGCAAAGUGACAUCAACUUAAUUCCUGAAGAGGCACACUCAAAAUCAAGUCCAGUUAUAUAUAAGAGGAAAAUGGGCUCAACUCGUAGACCUCUCAGAGGAAAAAAAGGACAAAAAAUAGAAAUGGAACAUCAUGAUGAAAAUGAGACACUUGAAUGUGAAGGUAUGAUCAAUUUAGAGAAGAAAACAUUUAGUUUGGAGGAUGAAUCCAUUACAAAUGCAUCUCUGUUAAGAACCACAAAAGAUGGAGUUAAAGUACAGGACAUGGAAUUAUGUGAGGACAAUGAUGUUGGUCCUGUUGAAAGAUCUGAGUCUGCUCUCCUGCAGUCAUCAUGUCGUUCAGAUUUCCUGUCUGAGGAAUCCACUGCAGUAAGUAUCUGUCAUGUCACAGAAUCACAAACCCUCAUGAAACUGAAUGAAGAGUCCCAGGAAAAUGCUGGAGAUGCUGAAAAAGUAGCAGCAGAGGAAAACAAAGACCUACAAUUAGAAACUGAAUCACAGAACAAAAUAUCUGACACAACAACUUAUGACGCUGAAGGAACAGAGGAGAAAAUCAAUGAUGUUAGUGUGACAUUAGUCAGAGAAGUUGAAGUUACUGGAGAUACAGGUACAGUGGAGAGUAAUAUGACUACGGAGUCAGGUUUGAUUCAAAAUGACACUUCCUCUGAUGCAAAACUGGAAGCAUUAAAAGUGUCUAACGAUGCUGAGUGUAAAGUUCAGGAAAAAACUGACACAGUUCCCAAGCAAAGUGACACCACCAUCAUUCCUCACGAUACUCAGAAAGAGGAGGCACACUCAGAAUUCACAGUUAUUCACAAGAGGAAAAUGGGCUCAACUCGUAGACCUCUCAAAGGGAAAAAUGGACAAAGAAAAGUAAAAGAACAUCAUGAUGAAAAUGAGACACUUGACAGUGAAAAUAUGAUCAAUGCAGAGAAAGAAACAAUAAGUUUGGAGGAUGAACCCCCUCUAGAUGAAUCUACAUUACAAAGUGUAAAACUAGGAGCAAAAGAACAGGACAUGGACAUAAGCAAGAAAAAUGAUGUUGGUCCUGUUGAAAGAUCUAAAUCCACCGACCUGCAGUCAUCAUGUAGUUCAGAUUUAACAUCUGAGGAGUCCAUUGCAACAAGUAUCUGUCACAUCACAGAAUCACAAACCUCCAUGAAACUGAAUGAAGAGUCCCAGGAAAAUGCUGGAGAUCCUGACAAAAGGGCAGCAGAAGAAGACAAAGACUUACAAUUAGACAUUGAAUCACAGAACAAAAUAUCUGACACAACAUCUUAUGAAGCUGAAGGAACAGAGGAGAAAAUCAGUGAUGUUAGUGUGACAUUAGUCAGAGAAGUUGAAGUUACUGGAGAUACAGGUACAGUGGAGAGUAAUAUGACUCCUGAGUCAGAUUUGAUUCAAAAUGACACUUCUUCUGAUCCAAAACUGGAAGCAAUAAAAGUAUCUGACGAUGCUGGGUGUAAAGUUCAGGAAGAAACCGUUCCCAAGCAAAGUGACACCACCAUCAUUCCUCACGAUACUCAGAAAGAGGAGGCACACUCAGAAUUCACAGUUAUUCACAAGAGAAAAAUGGGCUCAACUCGUAGACCUCACAGAGGGAAAAAUGGACAAAGAAAAGAAAAAGAACACCGUGAUGAAAAUGAGACACCUUACAGUGAAGAUAUCAUUAAUGUAGAGAAAGAAACAAUAAGUUUGGAGGAUGAAUCCAUUACAAAUGCAUCUCUGUUAAGAACCACAAAAGAUGGAGUUAAAGAACAGGACAUGGAAUUAUGUGAGGACAAUGAUGUUGGUCCUGUUGAAAGAUCUGAGUCUGCUCUCCUGCAGUCAUCAUGUCGUUCAGAUUUCCUGUCUGAGGAAUCCACUGCAGUAAGUAUCUGUCAUAUCACAGAAUCACAAACCCUCAUGAAACUGAAUAAAGAGUCCCAGGAAAAUGCUGGCGAUGCUGAAAAAGUGGCAGCAGAGGAAAACAAAGACCUACAAUUAGAAACUGAAUCACAGAACAAAAUAUCUGACACAACAUCUUAUGAAGCUGAAGGAACAGAGGAGAAAAUCAAUGAUGUUAGUGUGACAUUAAUCAGAGAAGUUGAAGUUACUGGAGAUACAGGUACAGUGGAGAGUAAUAUGACUAUGGAGUCAGAUUUGAUUCAAAAUGACACUUCCUCUGAUGCAAAACUGGAAGCAAUAAAAGUAUCUGACAAUACUGAGUGUGAAGUUCAGGAAGAAACUGACACAGUUCCCAAGCAAAGUGACACCACCAUCAUUCCUCAAGAUACUCAGAAAGAGGAGGCACACUCAGAAUUCACAGUUAUUCACAAGAGGAAAAUGGGCUCAACUCGUAGACCUCUCAGAGGGAAAAAUAGACAAAGAAAAGAAAAAGAACAUCAUGAUGAAAAUGAGACACCUGACAGUGAAGAUAUGAUCAAUGUAGAGAAAGAAACAAUUAGUUUGGAGGAUGAAUCCAUUACAAAUGCAUCUCUGUUAAGAACCACAAAAGAUGGAGUUAAAGUACAGGACGUGGAAUUAUGUGAGGACAAUGAUGUUGGUCCUGUUGAGAGAUCUGAGUCUGCUCUCCUGCAGUCAUCAUGUCGUUCAGAUUUCCUGUCGGAGGAAUCCACUGCAGUAAGUAUCUGUCAUGUCACAGAAUCACAAACCCUCAUGAAACUGAAUAAAGAGUCCCAGGAAAAUGCUGGAGAUGCUGAAAAAGUGGCAGCAGAGGAAAACAAAGACCUACAAUUAGAAACUGAAUCACAGAACAAAAUAUCUGACACAACAACUUAUGAAGCUGAAGGAACAGAGGAGAACAUCAAUGACGUUAGUGUGACAUUAGUCAGAGAAGUUGAAGUUACUGGAGAUACAGGUACAGUGGAGAGUAAUUUGACUACGGAGUCAGAUUUUCUUCAUACUUCUCCUGAUGUACACAUCGAAGCAUUGAAAAUAUCUGAAAAUGUUGAGAAAGAUGUUUCAGGAGAAACAGACACAGUUCUUAAACAAAGUGACAUCAGCAUCAUUCCUGAAGAUUCUCACACAGAAGAGGCACACUCAAAAUCAAGUCCAGUUAUUCAAAAGAGAAAAAUGGGCUCAACUCGAAGACCUCUCAGAGGGAAUGAAGGGCAAAAACAAGAACAUGAUGAGAAAGAAAUAUUCAAGUUGAAGGAUGAACCCAGUCCAGAUGAAUCCAGAUAUACUGCAGUGAGUGUCUGUGACAUUUCAGAAUCACAAACCCUCCCAAAAAUUCAUGCUGGGUCCCAGGAAAAUACCGGAGAGGUUGAAAUAGUGCCAGCAGAGGAGGACACAGAACGACACUUACAAAACCAGACAUUUGACUCAACAGCAUUUGGAGGAGAAGCAACAGAAGAGAACAUCUGUGAAGCUAAUGUUUUAGACAAGGAAGUUGAGUUUAUUGGAGAUACAGUUACAUUGGAGAGUAAUAUUACUACUGAGUCAGGUUUGAUUCAAAAUGACACUUCUUCUGAUGCAAAACUGGAAGCAUUAAAAGUAUCUGACAAUACUGAGCGUGAAGUUCAGAAAGAAACUGACACAGUUCCCAAGCAAAGUGACACCACCAUCAUUCCUCAAAAUUCUCAGAAAGAGGAGGCACACUCAGAAUUCACAGUUAUUCACAAGAGAAAAAUGGGCUCAACUCGUAGACCUCUCAGAGGGAAAAAUGGACAAAGAAAAGAAAAAGAACAUCAUGAUGAAAAUGAGACACUUGACAGUGAAGAUAUGAUCAAUGUAGAGGAAGAAACAAUUAGUUUGGAGGAUGAACCCCGUCUAGAUGAAUCUACAUUACAAAGUGUAAAACUAGGAGCAAAAGAACAGGAGAUGGACAUAUGUAAGAAAAAUGAUGUUGGUCCUGUUGAAAGAUCUAAAUCCACCGACCUGCAGUCAUCAUGUAGUUCAGAUUUAACAUCUGAGGAGUCCAUUGCAAUAAAUAUCUGUCACAUCACAGAAUCACAAACCCUCAUGAAACUGAAUGAAGAGUCCCAGGAAAAUGCUGGCGAUGCUGACAAAGUGGCAGCAGAGGAAAACAAAGAUCUACAAUUAGAAACUGAAUCACAGAACAAAAUAUCUGACACAACAUCUUAUGAAGCUGAAGGAACAGAGGAGAAAAUCAAUGAUGUUAGUGUGACAUUAAUCAGAGAAGUUGAAGUUACUGGAGAUACAGGUACAGUGGAGAGUAAUAUGACUAUGGAGUCAGAUUUGAUGCAAAAUGACACUUCCUCUGAUGCAAAACUGGAAGCAAUAAAAGUAUCUGACAAUACUGAGUGUGAAGUUCAGGAAGAAACUGACACAGUUCCCAAGCAAAGUGACACCACCAUCAUUCCUCAAGAUGCUCAGAAAGAGGAGGCACACUCAGAAUUCACAGUUAUUCACAAGAGAAAAAUGGGCUCAACUCGUAGACCUCUCAGAGGGAAAAAUGGACAAAGAAAAGAAAAAGAACAUCAUGAUGAAAAUGAAACACUUGACAGUGAAGAUAUGAUCAAUGUAGAGGAAGAAACAAUUAGUUUGGAGAAUGAACCCCCUCUAGAUGAAUCUACAUUACAAAGUGUAAAACUAGGAGCAAAAGAACAGGACAUGGACAUAAGCAAGAAAAAUGAUGUUGGUCCUGUUGAAAGAUCUAAAUCCACCGACCUGCAGUCAUCAUGUAGUUCAGAUUUAACAUCUGAGGAGUCCAUUGCAACAAGUAUCUGUCACAUCACAGAAUCACAAACCUCCAUGAAACUGAAUGAAGAGUCCCAGGAAAAUGCUGGAGAUCCUGACAAAAGGGCAGCAGAAGAAGACAAAGACUUACAAUUAGACAUUGAAUCACAGAACAAAAUAUCUGACACAACAUCUUAUGAAGCUGAAGGAACAGAGGAGAAAAUCAGUGAUGUUAGUGUGACAUUAGUCAGAGAAGUUGAAGUUACUGGAGAUACAGGUACAGUGGAGAGUAAUAUGACUCCUGAGUCAGAUUUGAUUCAAAAUGACACUUCUUCUGAUCCAAAACUGGAAGCAAUAAAAGUAUCUGACGAUGCUGGGUGUAAAGUUCAGGAAGAAACCGUUCCCAAGCAAAGUGACACCACCAUCAUUCCUCACGAUACUCAGAAAGAGGAGGCACACUCAGAAUUCACAGUUAUUCACAAGAGAAAAAUGGGCUCAACUCGUAGACCUCACAGAGGGAAAAAUGGACAAAGAAAAGAAAAAGAACACCGUGAUGAAAAUGAGACACCUUACAGUGAAGAUAUCAUUAAUGUAGAGAAAGAAACAAUAAGUUUGGAGGAUGAAUCCAUUACAAAUGCAUCUCUGUUAAGAACCACAAAAGAUGGAGUUAAAGUACAGGACAUGGAAUUAUGUGAGGACAAUGAUGUUGGUCCUGUUGAAAGAUCUGAGUCUGCUCUCCUGCAGUCAUCAUGUCGUUCAGAUUUCCUGUCUGAGGAAUCCACUGCAGUAAGUAUCUGUCAUAUCACAGAAUCACAAACCCUCAUGAAACUGAAUAAAGAGUCCCAGGAAAAUGCUGGCGAUGCUGAAAAAGUGGCAGCAGAGGAAAACAAAGACCUACAAUUAGAAACUGAAUCACAGAACAAAAUAUCUGACACAACAUCUUAUGAAGCUGAAGGAACAGAGGAGAAAAUCAAUGAUGUUAGUGUGACAUUAAUCAGAGAAGUUGAAGUUACUGGAGAUACAGGUACAGUGGAGAGUAAUAUGACUAUGGAGUCAGAUUUGAUGCAAAAUGACACUUCCUCUGAUGCAAAACUGGAAGCAAUAAAAGUAUCUGACAAUACUGAGUGUGAAGUUCAGGAAGAAACUGACACAGUUCCCAAGCAAAGUGACACCACCAUCAUUCCUCAAGAUACUCAGAAAGAGGAGGCACACUCAGAAUUCACAGUUAUUCACAAGAGGAAAAUGGGCUCAACUCGUAGACCUCUCAGAGGGAAAAAUAGACAAAGAAAAGAAAAAGAACAUCAUGAUGAAAAUGAGACACCUGACAGUGAAGAUAUGAUCAAUGUAGAGAAAGAAACAAUUAGUUUGGAGGAUGAAUCCAUUACAAAUGCAUCUCUGUUAAGAACCACAAAAGAUGGAGUUAAAGUACAGGACGUGGAAUUAUGUGAGGACAAUGAUGUUGGUCCUGUUGAGAGAUCUGAGUCUGCUCUCCUGCAGUCAUCAUGUCGUUCAGAUUUCCUGUCGGAGGAAUCCACUGCAGUAAGUAUCUGUCAUGUCACAGAAUCACAAACCCUCAUGAAACUGAAUAAAGAGUCCCAGGAAAAUGCUGGAGAUGCUGAAAAAGUGGCAGCAGAGGAAAACAAAGACCUACAAUUAGAAACUGAAUCACAGAACAAAAUAUCUGACACAACAACUUAUGAAGCUGAAGGAACAGAGGAGAACAUCAAUGACGUUAGUGUGACAUUAGUCAGAGAAGUUGAAGUUACUGGAGAUACAGGUACAGUGGAGAGUAAUUUGACUACGGAGUCAGAUUUUCUUCAUACUUCUCCUGAUGUACACAUCGAAGCAUUGAAAAUAUCUGAAAAUGUUGAGAAAGAUGUUUCAGGAGAAACAGACACAGUUCUUAAACAAAGUGACAUCAGCAUCAUUCCUGAAGAUUCUCACACAGAAGAGGCACACUCAAAAUCAAGUCCAGUUAUUCAAAAGAGAAAAAUGGGCUCAACUCGAAGACCUCUCAGAGGGAAUGAAGGGCAAAAACAAGAACAUGAUGAGAAAGAAAUAUUCAAGUUGAAGGAUGAACCCAGUCCAGAUGAAUCCAGAUAUACUGCAGUGAGUGUCUGUGACAUUUCAGAAUCACAAACCCUCCCAAAAAUUCAUGCUGGGUCCCAGGAAAAUACCGGAGAGGUUGAAAUAGUGCCAGCAGAGGAGGACACAGAACGACACUUACAAAACCAGACAUUUGACUCAACAGCAUUUGGAGGAGAAGCAACAGAAGAGAACAUCUGUGAAGCUAAUGUUUUAGACAAGGAAGUUGAGUUUAUUGGAGAUACAGUUACAUUGGAGAGUAAUAUUACUACUGAGUCAGGUUUGAUUCAAAAUGACACUUCUUCUGAUGCAAAACUGGAAGCAUUAAAAGUAUCUGACAAUACUGAGCGUGAAGUUCAGAAAGAAACUGACACAGUUCCCAAGCAAAGUGACACCACCAUCAUUCCUCAAAAUUCUCAGAAAGAGGAGGCACACUCAGAAUUCACAGUUAUUCACAAGAGAAAAAUGGGCUCAACUCGUAGACCUCUCAGAGGGAAAAAUGGACAAAGAAAAGAAAAAGAACAUCAUGAUGAAAAUGAGACACUUGACAGUGAAGAUAUGAUCAAUGUAGAGGAAGAAACAAUUAGUUUGGAGGAUGAACCCCGUCUAGAUGAAUCUACAUUACAAAGUGUAAAACUAGGAGCAAAAGAACAGGAGAUGGACAUAUGUAAGAAAAAUGAUGUUGGUCCUGUUGAAAGAUCUAAAUCCACCGACCUGCAGUCAUCAUGUAGUUCAGAUUUAACAUCUGAGGAGUCCAUUGCAAUAAAUAUCUGUCACAUCACAGAAUCACAAACCCUCAUGAAACUGAAUGAAGAGUCCCAGGAAAAUGCUGGCGAUGCUGACAAAGUGGCAGCAGAGGAAAACAAAGAUCUACAAUUAGAAACUGAAUCACAGAACAAAAUAUCUGACACAACAUCUUAUGAAGCUGAAGGAACAGAGGAGAAAAUCAAUGAUGUUAGUGUGACAUUAAUCAGAGAAGUUGAAGUUACUGGAGAUACAGGUACAGUGGAGAGUAAUAUGACUAUGGAGUCAGAUUUGAUGCAAAAUGACACUUCCUCUGAUGCAAAACUGGAAGCAAUAAAAGUAUCUGACAAUACUGAGUGUGAAGUUCAGGAAGAAACUGACACAGUUCCCAAGCAAAGUGACACCACCAUCAUUCCUCAAGAUGCUCAGAAAGAGGAGGCACACUCAGAAUUCACAGUUAUUCACAAGAGAAAAAUGGGCUCAACUCGUAGACCUCUCAGAGGGAAAAAUGGACAAAGAAAAGAAAAAGAACAUCAUGAUGAAAAUGAAACACUUGACAGUGAAGAUAUGAUCAAUGUAGAGGAAGAAACAAUUAGUUUGGAGAAUGAACCCCCUCUAGAUGAAUCUACAUUACAAAGUGUAAAACUAGGAGCAAAAGAACAGGAGAUGGACACAUGCAAGAAAAAUGAUGUUGGUCCUGUUGAAAGAUCUAAAUCCACCGACAUGCAGUCAUCAUGUAGUUCAGAUUUAACAUCUGAGGAGUCCAUUGCAAUAAAUAUCUGUCACAUCACAGAAUCACAAACCCCCAUGAAACUGAAUGAAGAGUCCCAGGAAAAUGUUGGCGAUGCUGACAAAGGAGCAGCAGAAGAAGGCAAAGACUUUACAGUUAGAAUUGAAUCACGGGACACAAUAUCUGACACAACAACUUAUGAAGCUGAAGGAACAGACGAGAAAAUCAAUGAUGUUCGUUUGACAUUAGUCAGAGAAGUUGAAGUUACUGGAGAUACAGGUACAGGGGAGAGUAAUAUGACUACGGAGUCAGAUUUGAUUCAAAAUGACACUUCUUCUGAUCCAAAACUGGAAGCAAUAAAAGUAUCUGAUGAUGCUGAGUGUAAAGUUCAGGAAGAAACCGUUCCCAAGCAAAGUGACACCACCAUCAUUCCUCACGAUACUCAGAAAGAGGAGGCACACUCAGAAUUCACAGUUAUUCACAAGAGGAAAAUGGGCUCAACUCGUAGACCUCUCAGAGGGAAAAAUAGACAAAGAAAAGAAAAAGACCAUCAUGAUGAAAAUAAGACACCUGACAGUGAAGAUAUGAUCAAUGUAGAGAAAGAAACAAUUAGUUUGGAGGAUGAAUCCAUUACAAAUGCAUCUCUGUUAAGAACCACAAAAGAUGGAAUUAAAGUACAGGACAUGGAAUUAUGUGAGGACAAUUAUGUUGGUCCUGUUGAAAGAUCUGAAUCUGCUCUCCUGCAGUCAUCAUGUCGUUCAGAUUUCCUGUCUGAGGAAUCCACUGCAGUAAGUAUCUGUCAUAUCACAGAAUCACAAAACCCUCAUGAAACUGAAUAA